Micromonas pusilla CCMP1545 is the source of this 2433-nucleotide messenger RNA. RefSeq lists its product as uncharacterized. Gene Ontology annotation, biological process: inosine biosynthetic process; adenosine catabolic process. The transcript is spliced from 3 exons. Bases 1 to 2433 code for a protein of 810 amino acids. The record is from RefSeq and is a predicted model, not a curated record. NCBI's taxonomy places the organism in Eukaryota, Viridiplantae, Chlorophyta, Mamiellophyceae, Mamiellales, Mamiellaceae. Gene Ontology annotation, molecular function: adenosine deaminase activity.
AUGGCGGUGGAGGACGAGAGCCGCGCGCGCGAGGCUGCCGCGAUCGUCGCCGCCGCGGAGAAGAGCGCGGCGAGGGAGCGCGAGUGGGCGGAGACGGCGGCGGCGGAACGCGCGGAUCUCUCGUCGAAGCGCGCCGAGGCUGAGCGCGCGAAAGCCGCCGCGCUCGCGCACGUCAGGGAGACGGAAGCCGCGCGGACCGCGGAGCGCGAGGCGCUGGAGAAGGCGCGCGCCGCGGUCGAGGCGGACCGCGUCGCGGCGCGCGAGGCGAGGGAGGAGGCGAACGCGCUGCUGAUGGAGGCGUCGUCGAUCAUGGCGGAGGCGGAGGAGAGUUUCGAACGCGCCGGGCGGAUCGGGCUCGCGGAGGAUGCGCUCGUCGGCGAGGGGCUGCUCGCGCAGUACGUCGCGGGAGAGAAUAAGAAUCGCGCGCCGGUCGGCCCGGGGGAUUCGUUCCUGGGGGAAGAGAUCGAGCGCGCCGAGGAGGAGGACGCGGACGCGGACGCGGAGGCGGCGAACGCGGACGCGAACGGCGGCGGCGGCGGACGCGGGUUCGUCUCUCCCAUCGCCCUCCACCGCGGCGCCUUCGCGGAGAUGGCUUCGAUGGCUUCUUCCCCGCCGGCGUCGCUGACCCCCGACGCGCGACGACGACACAACUCGCGGAUGAUGUUCGUCGACUCGGACGACGACGACGACGACGAGCACGGCGACGCCGCGGGAGGGGGAGGAGGGGGAAGAGAGAAGAAGAAGUACAAGUACGCGCGACUGACGACGCUCGACGCGGAGACGGUGUCGGCGAUCGUCGCGCCGCCGCCGAUGCUCGACGACGCCGUGGCGUGCUCGCUCGAGCGGAGGGUUCGGAGGUACGCGCGCGCGCUCAGGGCGCUGCCGAAGGUGGAGCUCCACGCGCACCUGAACGGGUGCGUGCGAGACGAGACGUUGCUCGACUGCGCGCGGCGGCGGGAGGAGGAACGCGAACGCGAACGCGAACGCGACCGCGAACGCGACCGCGACCGCGAACGCGAACGCGAAACCGAAACCGAAGAAGCGAACGACGCGACGAAGUGUAACUCGAUGGAGGACGUCCGCGCGAUGCUGCGGAAACCGGACGGCGCGUCGCGCCCGCUCGCGCGCUGCUUCGAGCUCUUCGGCGCGAUCCACGACCUGUGCACGACGCACGAGACGCUGGAGCGCGUCGCCGCGGAGGCGGUGGUGGAUUUCGCGCGCGACGGCGUCGUCUACGUCGAACUUCGAACGACGCCGAAAGAUUUCCCGUCGCGAGGCGUCACGAAAGAGAGCUACGUGGAGGCGGUCGUCCGCGGCAUCUCGCUCGGGUGCGAGCUCGCGAACGACGACGAGCAUCACAAAGUGACGUGGCGCGGCGUCGAGGGCGGCGUCGCGCCGAGGGAUAAGGAGACCAUCGUGGCGAGGCUCAUCCUCAGGCGCGUUCUAUACACUGGUCCCCAUACGACCGCGUUGGCGUGCGUCGAUCGCCGUGAGACCGCCGCGGAGGCGACGCGGACGGUGAAGCUCGCCGCGCGGCUCCGCGACGCGGACCGCGGCGUCGUCGGGAUCGACCUGAGCGGGGACCCCACGCUCGGGACGUGGGCGCGGUUCGAAGGGUCGAUGGUGCUCGCGCGGGCGUUGGGGUUGCCGGUGACGCUGCACUGCGGCGAGGUGGUCACUCCGGGGGAGGAGGCGUCGAUGCUUCGGUUCAAGCCCGAGCGCUUCGGGCACUGCGUGAACACCGUGCGCGACCCCGCGCUGUUCGCGGGUCUGAAGCGCACGUUUGCGUGCGUGGAGGUGUGCGUCACGAGCAACGUGAUCACGGACUCGAUCGUCGGCGGUAACGACGCGGGCAAAAGCGGCGGGGGGAAAGGCUGCGUCGACGUCGCGCGCGUCGCGUCGCGGCACCACCUCAAGAAGCUCCUCCGCGCGAGACACCCGAUCGCGCUGUGCACGGACGACCCCGGGAUCUUCUCCACGUCGCUGUCUCGAGAGUACGCUCUGGUUGCGGCGUCUCUCGGGUUAUCCGACGACGACUUGAGGAGCCUCGCGGCGUCCGCGUUGGAACACGCGUUCAUCUCCGGCGGCGCCGACGCGGUCAGCGGGACGCUCCCGCGGCUGCGAAGACGCGUCGCGGAGGGCGCGAACGCGUGGGAGGGCUUGCCCGGAAGACGCCGCCGCGCGUGGAACGCGACGGCGCGGGCGAUGCGGGAGGUGCACGCGGUGAUGUUCCCGCGGCCGGAUCCGCCGCCGCCGCUGAGGGACGUGGACGAUUUCGCGCCGACGCGGGAGCGGGUCGCGCUCGCGGUCAGCGCGGCGAUCGGCGCCGCGUGCGUCGUCGGGUCGAUCACGCUGUUGACCGCGCCGGCGUCGACGCGGAGGGAGUGGCUCAGCGCGCUCGGCGCCGCCGCCGCGGGCAGCGAGAAGGCGUGA